Actinia tenebrosa (Australian red waratah sea anemone) is the source of this 3336-nucleotide messenger RNA. Its product is annotated as spermatogenesis-defective protein 39 homolog. NCBI's taxonomy places the organism in Eukaryota, Metazoa, Cnidaria, Anthozoa, Actiniaria, Actiniidae. Gene Ontology annotation, cellular component: cytoplasm. Gene Ontology annotation, biological process: vacuolar transport; intracellular protein transport. The record is from RefSeq and is a predicted model, not a curated record.
GGAAGUAGAAAAGGUAAAACCAAAAGCAUAAGUAUAAACGAUAAGGAGAUCACGUGAAUGCAGUCACGUGUCAAAACAUGGCGGGCAAAUAGUUGGAUGUUGAGCAGCGGAAGAAGAAGGAACUCUUCAUGUGAUGGCAUCCCGGGCUAAGGGAUUUUCAUUCAAAGAACUUUCAAUAAAUGAUUAUACAGAUUAUGAUGAAGAGGACACGAAAAAGAUACCCAAAAGAAAUCCAUUUGACUUUGGAGAUGAUGACGUAACAUUUGAAUCUGCUGAGUUUGUGAGUCAGUCUCAAGUGAAAGAUUUCUUUAAUGUAUCUCGCGGGAUAACAUUUGAUGAUGAUGACAAUGAUAGUGAUGUCUCACUUGGACAACCAUGGGGUGGACCACAGUUCAGUAUUGGUAAUGAAAAGUCUGAUCCUGCCAAGUCUGCAAGGUUUAGAUCUGCAAGCUCAGCAUCAUCUCAGUCUUCUGCUUCAUCUCUGCCAGUUCAAAACGACCCUGGUUCAUUUGCAAGCGUAUCUUCACAGCGAUCAAGUACUACAGCAGCUAAAAAAGUCACUUCUGGUGGUUCAUUGCCAAAUUCUAAAACCUUGUCAUCAUCAUCAAAACCCUCCAAAUCUACAUCCCACACUGUAUCAGCUGCAGCUGUCAGGGGAAAAACAGGAACAUCUACAACUAAUAUAACUAAAACUACAACUACAACUACAAAGUCUGCUUUGAAUGCAGUCUCAAGUUCUAUAUCAGAUGUCGUAGCCAGUACACCGCAAGUAUCUGUUAAUGAGUACUACAGACUUCAAACUGAAGUUGGACAACUUAGAAGAGACUUGCAAGCUGCCAAGCAGAGUAGACUUAAACCACUUCCAGUUACAGAGUCAGUCACAAGAAUAAUUCGUGGUCAGCCAUACUCCCUUGAAUUACACAAAUCUUUAAAAGACAAGGUUAAUCUGUUGGACUGUGCUAUCAAGAUGCAUGAUGGCAAUGCUAUAAUAGCUGUUAUUUUAUUUCUCAAAAAGACAGUUAAGAAAGAAAUAUUUUGUAAUCAAUUAAUUCGACAACCAAAAGCAUUACAUCAUUACUGCAAAUUCCUACGUCAGAAUUCUGACCUUGAAGAAUUGGUACAACUUUACCGGAGACUUGGAAAGCAUGAAGAUGCCAUUAUGGUAAAGUUCAAUAAUGCCGUCAAGAUGCACAACCCAAGCAAUCGUCUUUUUACCCUAAAAGAAAUAUUAAAGAAUGAUGUGCCAGCCUAUCCUAUAUCAGCAGACUGUGUGACUACCAUACAGGAAUAUAUCAAACUAUUGAAUAUGCAAAUAGAUCUCGAGGCUUCAGAUACAAGAGCAGAGCAAGAAGGGAGUAAUAUCACAAUGACUACUAUUCCUCGACAAGCAACAUUACCAUUAUUACCAGUUAUAACUACUUUGUAUUAUUGUUGUAUUUACCAUUACGGACAGCCUGAGAGCACUAUUAGCAGUCCCCUUUACUUGCGCAACACAUUUAAACUAUCAGAAAAACAGUUUGAAUGGACUGCACUUGCGGCUUGUGCCAAGACAAGAAGAUGGAAAGACAUUGAUGAUCUUUUAAAGGGAAAGGGAUGGUUUGGUACGUCAAAGCUGCGCUCUCUGAUUGGUUUUGGUAAAGUUGUGACUCUUCUGUACCACAAUAAAACACCUGAAGAGAUACUUAGCAAGUACUUAAGACUAAUAGAUGAUCUCAAUAAUAGGCUUUCAUUAGCAGUCAAGUUCAAAUGCCAUGAUGUGGUUAUAGAGACUUUGGUUGCAAUGAAAGACAGACAGAAACUCAACAAGUACAGAGAACAAAUGCCAAAUUAUGCAUCACAACAACAGACUAUCACCAAUUAUCUAAGGAACUCACAAAUCAAGUGGAAAAACUAAAUACUAAGAAAGCCUGGGUCAGGUAGUGAACACAUUAUCACAGAGGUUUGAACAGGAAGGCACAAAAUGGCAGUGAUUUUAGAUGACAUUUCACAUGAAAAAAGAAUUUUAUUCCUCAGAAAGAGAUUCUGGUUCAUGUGAUUAGUGGCACAACAGACUGUUUUUCAAAUGACCAAGAAAAUAUAUUGAUUUGCUAGUAAUCAAAUAAGCAGCUUUAACGCUAGACAUUAUCAUCAUUUCAUUAUUUUUCAAGCAAAAUACUAAACUGCCAUGCUACUAAUUAAAUUACUUUCAUUUAGUCCUGACAAUCUCUCCUCCAUCACAUUUAAUUGAAUAAUCCACAAUUAAAGUAUUGCCAUAAAAUGAUAGAUAACUUGUGAUGGAAAUCAAGGUCUUAUGACAUAAUUUACAAGUUACGAGUCAUUGGUGAAUCAAAUGAAGCACUUGACUCCUGGGGUUCAAAAUAUUUGGUAAUGAAAAUUUAAAAAAAAAAAAAGAAUACAAAUUAUAAUUUUAUAAUAAUAAUUUAUAGGAUAUACAUGAUAUCAUAAUCAGGUACUUUUGUGUUGUAAAACUAAUAUUUGGCAAACAAUUCUGAAAAUUUGUAAUAAAUAGCCAAGUUUUAAAUAUCAUCCAAAUUAUUUUUUCUGUCGUUUUGAUUUUGCUCGUGCACAUUAUGAUGCAAAGGUGUUUUUUUUCAAAUAAUACAGUUUGCUCAUGUGCAGUAGCAUUGCAUUUGUGAACAUUGCUCACUUCCCUGUGACUUGGUAUGUUUGAUAGACAUAAAAAAAAGCCAAAAUUUCAAUAGAAAACGGAAAAAAUACUUUGAAUGAUAAAAUAAUAAUUAUUGAACUCGAUUAUCACAAAAUAUCAAGAUUUGUUAGUGUUUCACAAACAAUAAUAUUUGCCACUGCCUUUGACAUCAGUAAAUAAUAUUGCUUGCUGGCUACUAAUUACAAAUCACGACAUUUUGCUUAAUAUUCUCAUAGUGAUCAAGCACAAAACAAUCAGAGUCGAGGAUCUAGGGAAACAAAAGAAUAAUUACAAUUACAUUAUCGUUUCCCCACAGCCUCGACUUCACGUCUUUUAUACUUGACCACUCAACCAGAAAAAUUGAUAGCUGGCCUGAGAUUGUUCCAGAAUGUUUAGCUUUGCAUUGACAUGUCCUUGGUGCUAAACAAAAUGGUGAACCUUUUACACCGGUAGUUAUAUUGUCUUGCAUUUUCUAGCCUAUACAAUAUUUUUAAUUGAAAUAUUUGGACUAAUUUGAAUAACUACUGUAUAGCAUUUCAAAUAUUCCACGGGGGGAAACGGAAUAAUUUUUUUUCUUGAUAUUUGGUUUCCCAGAAUGCUUUGUGAGCUUUGAUGCACAUUGCGUAUUGAAUGCACGUCUUUGUGAUAGCAGAGAAUAUUAAUUGUAAAAUAAAUUAUUUCUAAUUUAA